CGGAUAUUUUCUCAGUACUAUUUUCUACUGGUUACAGUUUACAAUAAUCGAUUUGGAGCAGUCUUUAUCAAAAGAAUAUCAUGUCAGAUCAAGAUGACGCGUUGCUGGAUGAAGAUCUUGGAGAUGAAGAGUACGACCUUGGAAAUGAUGAAGAAGAGGCACUACUUGCUGAUGACUAUGAAAUUGAUAGGCAGAAUAACUAUAAGGGAGAAGAGGAAACAGAUGAUGUACUGGACUUAGGAGUCACGGAUGCGCUUGACGAUUUAGAGGGCGAAGACGAAAAUGUUGAGUAUAGGAAUGAGACUGUUAGCCAUAAUCAGAGUCAUAUAUAUAAUGAUGAUAGUGUCAAUUGUCAUGGCACGUACUAUGAACAAGAGGAACACGUGAGCUACAUUGAAGAGUCGAUCCACGAUCCAAGUAUUCAACAAAACCCAUCGCAGAUACCAUUGGGCGACUUGCGUGAAAAAUUGCAGAAGAACAAUGUGAAUAGUCAACGUAUCGCCGGCAAUGGAGGAGGUCCGGGUACGGAGGAUGAUGAAUGUGAAGAGGCGCGGGAACGAAGAAAUCGGUUUCAACCGGAACGGACAAUCAUACCACCGAAGAUGAAUCUCAAGAUACCGGAUUCGUUGGAGAAUGUCGUCACGAUGGAGCACGCAAGACCUCCGGCUUUUCGCGGUCGAGGACGUGGUCGAGGUGUCCGAGGCAUACGAGGAGGAAGAUUUCCUACUCAAGGAAAUUAUAAUCCGAGAUUUAGUGGUCGAAAUCCAUACGAGGAUCAAAAUCCACAAUUUAGGCCACCGUUAAUUGAAAAUAGACCUCCUCUAUUUCCGACUGGACUUCCGAUGAUGAAUCAUCAAAUGAUAAACCCUCAGAUGUAUCAUCCAGGUCAUCAACAACCACCACCACCACCACGAUUCCAGCAGUAUCCACAAAAUCAUCCUCCACAUGGACCACCAGGAGGUCAGCAUUUUCCCGAACCAGGAGUCCGACCAGCAUUUAAUCAGUUUCAAGGAAUGCCGGGGCCAAGAAUUCCAGCACCUAGGAUGGAUUAUCAUCCAAGACCACCAGGGCCUCGUUUCAAUGGCCCACCAAACCAGUUACCGUACAUGCAACCUCAACCGCCUCAUUAUUCAGGACCACGAGUGCCUCUAGAAGGUCCACCGCUGCAUCAUCAUGAACAGAUGUCAGCAAACCAUGUGGGGAUUCAUCAACAACGUCCAAUGGGGCCGCCACAGGGACCGCCAAUGCACCCAGGACAUCAGAUGCAUCUUCAAGAGCGUCCGAAUGGUAUGAUGCCGCCUAGUUUUCCUCGAGCACCAGGUCCAGCUCAAGGCCCUCCGAUUCCUCAUCAUCCGGGUUCGCAGCCUAGGCAAAAUUUCGAGAAUCGUCCGCCUUUUCAGGAACAAUCAUUCGACGGAAGGAAUGUCUAUGAAAUGAAACCAAGCUUCAACAAUCCCCCGGGUGUUAAUCAGUUUAAUUCUGGCCCGGGUCCAGCUGGACAACAGCCUGCAACCCCAGUUAUACCCAACGUGCCUCUUCCACCGGGUCAUAAAAUUCUUAUAAAUCCUCAUUUUCGAGGAAAUCCACAGCCACCUCUUGAUGCAAUAGGUAGGCCUUGGGAUAAUUCACAGUCUCAAACUCCCAGUGAUUCAUUUGGACAGUCAUCAAAUCCUGCAUAUCAGGAUUCUUAUAAUCAGCCGCCAGUUAGUCAAGCGUCGCAAGAUUAUCAAAAAAAUUAUCCACAGACUAAAAGUGAUGAUCCGUAUGCUUACUUCUCAGAUGUCUGGCAAGAAAAUAAAACAUCUAAAAAAAGUAGUAUUAGUCCAUUAAAAUCUCUUGGAGAAAGUAAUUACUCACGGGAUAGUAAUUACAGAGACUAUGACAAUAAAUAUAAAUCUGAUAGUCGUGAUAAAUACGAGGAACCAAGAUAUCGAGAACGUACUCCACCACGAUCAAGAGAUUAUUCUCCAAAGUCUCGUCCUCAUCACUCAGAUUCAUAUAGUGAUCAUUCACGUAAACCAGCAGACUCCAAUCGUACUCAAAGUCGAACACCUCACAAACGGACUCCUGAGCCAACUGAUAAAUCCAGAGAAAUAAGUCCUAAACGUUUUAAAUCCACGAACCGAAAUUCUCAGGACACUGAGUCAAAUAAUUUUGUAAAAAACACGCGGGAAGAAGACGUGGAUCCAGAAAUGCGGGAAUACCGUAAAAAAAUGGAAGAGCAAAAACGUUUGAGAGAAAAAUUGCUUCAGGAAAAAGAGAACAGACGUAAGAAAGCAGCUUUGGAAAAAAUAGAUGAGACUAAGGAUCAAAAAACUACCGAUAAUAUACAAGACAUUAAAGACGUAUCAGCUCUAGCUGGUGUAAAAAAAGUUUCUAGUGAAAAUCCUGGUCAAGUACCAGUUAAAAGGACUCGCACUGCAGCUGGAAACACUCAGGCGACAGAGGGCGGAGAAAAAACAAACGUCCGAAUUGUCCGGACAGUCCAAGCAACAGAAAAAAAAUCAGCAGAUAAAAAUGUUAGAGAGACAGCUGAAAAUAUAACGGAUGCGCAAAAAAAAGUAUUGACGCAGACAAAUACUAGGAGAAUUGUCAUCCAGAAACCAACGGCAAGUGUGCAGCGAGUUGUGGCAUCAAUACAAAAGACUGAUUCCGGUGUGAAAGCAGUUUCUGCAGCUCAAAAAACAGGGACUCCCAAAAAAGCUGUUUCCGGUCUACUGAAAAAAACUGCCGCAGUUCAAAAACCUGCUGCGGCAGUCAAGAAAGUGACUGCAGUUGAAAAAUCUCAAGCAACUUCCAAUAAAACGUCACCACAAAAAGCUCCUCAUAAAGCAGUAGCUGUCGCUCAAAGCCCUGUCAGCAAUCAAAGAACAAUUGCCGGCAAUAUUCGCAAAGUUAUCGUGAGCACAGCCACUGCAAAUGCUAAAAAGGUAACAGCUAGCUCGCAAAAUAAUCAGAGGAUAGUCCUUCAACCAAACUCAACAAAGCCUACAACAGUUAUUAUUGAAAAUUUAGCUGCUAGUACCACUGAAGCACGAAUUCGAAGUAUGUGCCAAGGAAUUGGAACACUAGAAAGUAUAAUAAUGGGUGACAGUACUGCAACAAUAGUCUUCAAGACUCACUCAGCAGCGAUGGUAUUCCACAACAAAUUUCAGCGUAAAAUGAUUGAUCUGUCGAUGAUUAACGUGCGACUAGUUUCGAAAACUAGUGUUAGUAAUAAGCCAACCAAUACUGCAGUUAAAAAAUAGCGGAUUACUGUCUAAUCUAAUGUAAAAAAAAAAAAAAUAACAAUAAUGUAUAUUUAAUUUAUUUAUUAUUUCGCUCAUUAAUUAUAAAUUUUAUUAAAAUCAAGUAUUUGCAACACAAUUAAUAGCCUUCAAUAUUUUUAAUUGAAAUCGCAUGAAAUUUUUCAGCAUAAAAAAAAACAAAAAAAUGUGUUAGUAAAUUAUGUUUGUAC
Molecule: messenger RNA, 3457 nt
Organism: Microplitis demolitor
Lineage: Eukaryota; Metazoa; Arthropoda; Insecta; Hymenoptera; Braconidae
Product: serine/arginine repetitive matrix protein 2
Exons: 11
Coding region: 81-3248 (1055 amino acids)
Molecular function (GO): RNA binding
Source: RefSeq, a predicted model, not a curated record